Messenger RNA from Phragmites australis (common reed), 453 nucleotides. RefSeq lists its product as uncharacterized. Lineage: Eukaryota; Viridiplantae; Streptophyta; Magnoliopsida; Poales; Poaceae. The transcript has a single exon. The record is from RefSeq and is a predicted model, not a curated record. Bases 1 to 453 code for a protein of 150 amino acids.
AUGAGCCUGUCGUCGUACCUGACAUGCAACCUGGUGCCCCGGCGCGGCGCAGCCGUGGACCCCUACGACGGCCCGCAGCCGCAGACGGCCACCUGCUGCACAGCGCUGCAGCGGGGCUUCACGCCCGACGGCCUCGCGCAGCCGCGGUACGCGCCGCUGCGGACGCCCGGAUCGGCGGCCUUGCUGGGGGACGAUCAGCCGCGGCAGCUGGCUGCUGAGCAGAUGGUAAUCAACAAGGAUGGCGGCGGCGGCGGCAUCUGCAUUGACGGGAAGAUGACAACAACGACGCCAACCAAGAAGAAGGUGAUCAAGAAGGUUGUGCGCAAGUGCAAGUCGACGGUGGAGGAUGUGGACGUGUCGCAGCUCAUCGAGGGGCCGCGGCUCCGGCGCAGCAGCGGCAUGCGCCGGGACUGGAGCUUCGAGGACCUCCGCGCGGGCAACAAGGCCGCCUAG